This is a messenger RNA of Dufourea novaeangliae, 974 nucleotides long. RefSeq names its product inositol monophosphatase 2-like. NCBI's taxonomy places the organism in Eukaryota, Metazoa, Arthropoda, Insecta, Hymenoptera, Halictidae. The record is from RefSeq and is a predicted model, not a curated record. The transcript has 6 exons. Gene Ontology annotation, molecular function: inositol monophosphate 1-phosphatase activity. Gene Ontology annotation, biological process: signal transduction; inositol metabolic process; phosphatidylinositol phosphate biosynthetic process. The coding region runs from base 28 to 888 and encodes 286 amino acids.
UACACGUUCGCCGUUCACCAAAGAAAGAUGGCGCGUUACGCAGAGGAUGUGUACUACGAAUUCGCUGUUAAAUUAACUCACGACGCCGCUCAAAUUCUCAAGACGGCCAUCAACGGUUUGAAGAAAGUCGAUGAAAAACUGGGUAACUGGGAUCUGGUUACCGAGUACGAUCGCAAGAUAGAGGAUGUUAUCAUUGGCAAUCUGAGGUCGAAGUUUCCUAAUCACAGGUUUAUAGCCGAAGAAUCAACUGGAAAAGAACUUCCAGAGUUAACGAACGAUCCUACAUGGAUCAUCGAUCCAAUAGACGGCACCACAAACUUCAUUCACGGCUUUCCACAUACUUGUGUGGUGAUUGGUCUCGCGAUUCAGAAGGAAAUGGUGAUUGGUAUCGUUUACAAUCCUGUUCUGGAGCAGCUGUUCACCGCGAGGAAAGGACGAGGCGCGUUUUUGAAUGGAAAACCCAUCAAGGUCUCUGAAGUUCAAGGUCUAUCGAAAGCUCUGGUAUGCAUGGAAGCUGGGUUCAUGAAAGUGGAUUACUUGAGAGAGAAAACCAUUGAGAGACAACAGUCGAUCGUUCGUGAAGUUCAGGGGAUUCGCACGCUUGGAGUGGCAGCGUUGACUUUAUGUUACGUCGCCUUAGGAAUCGUGGAAGCCUACUACAUAGAGGGUCCGGGAAUCUCGACAUGGGACAUUGCCGCAGCAUCGUUAAUUAUCACGGAAGCCGGUGGUGUGGUACUUGACCGCGUAACAGGAGAGAAAAUAGAUAUCAUGAAACCGCGUGCAGUCGGGGCGUGCAACGAUAAAAUUGCGAGGGAAAUCGUCAGAAUUAUUCACGAGGCUGACCAAAGAGUGGAAAAUAAAAACAAAUGUAACAAAGCGAUAAAAUAAACGACCAGCUCCUAUCCAAGACUUUUGUUUUCCUUAGAACUUCCAUAUCGAAAGAAGUAUAGUUUGGCCGACUGGGUCCACGGCCA